Caenorhabditis briggsae is the source of this 540-nucleotide messenger RNA. Gene Ontology annotation, molecular function: DNA binding. The coding region runs from base 1 to 540 and encodes 179 amino acids. The record is from RefSeq and is a predicted model, not a curated record. Lineage: Eukaryota; Metazoa; Nematoda; Chromadorea; Rhabditida; Rhabditidae. The transcript is spliced from 4 exons.
AUGUAUUCGUCACAAAAUCAAUCUAAAGCGUGGCGAUUCUUCGAAAAACAAAGAAACGGACAAACUGUGACCUGUAAACUGUGCGGAAGGAGCAUAAAGUUCCAUUCUUCGACCACAACGAUGCAUCAGCACUUAAACAGUCACCACGAAAAAGAAGUUGAAAAAAUGGAAAGAUCGAGCUAUGUGUUCUUCGACUGUGCCUUUCCGAUUCCUCAAAAACAAACAUUUUCGAGAGUUCGAAAGCUUAAUCCAGAUCAUCAAAUUCUGACGCCUGAUUCUCUUAGAAAAAAAUUAGCAGACAAGGAAAAGGAAUAUGUGGAAAUUAGUAAAAAGUCGAUGAAAAAUGCUGAGAAGGUCUGGAUUUCUGUAGAUGGAUGGAGCGCAAAAUACAUGGAUAGUACUCUCUAUGCCGUUUUUGUGUUUUAUGUUGAGAAUUUCGAGCGAAAGUCGAAGCUUCUGGGAAUCGAGCCUAUCAGCGCUCUGCAACGGCAGCUAAUGUCGGCAGGCUUGUUGUUGAUUUACUUCACAAAUUUGGCAUAA